Messenger RNA from Phytomonas sp. Hart1, 972 nucleotides. Lineage: Eukaryota; Euglenozoa; Kinetoplastea; Trypanosomatida; Trypanosomatidae. The record is from the annotation of a GenBank genome assembly.
GUUUGAACAAUGUAUCCUUGGGCUUUGAGUGCCUUCCGCCGCGUUCGGUCAAGCUCGUUGUCUUCUCAAACGAAUACAAAUGCACCUAUUUUAGCGAUAUUUUCAUAUAUUGACAACAAACUCAAUUCUAGGCAAGAACCGCAUACGACCUCUCCUCUUCGUUGCUCUUUUUUACCUGAAAAGCGCUCAUUGGUAAAGACCGAUGGAAUGAUAAUUUACCCUUUCUGUAAUCCACACAUCUCACCAGGGCUUUUCCGCAGUACCCGCAUAAAUUUAUUUAUUCCCCCACAGCUUAUGCGUCUCUUGAUGUUGGCGAGCUUCGCCAUCGGGCAAGCGUUUAUCAUAGCCUAUCAUACAGAAAAAAAGAAUAUUGAACGUGAGGAGUCUAUGGAUGGGUCUGAGGGUUCUUAUCCACAAGUCUCGCAUCCUGAUCGCCCGCCGAUGAGCUCGCUGGAGGCUUUGUGCAUAUUAGGCCUUGACCAUCUACGGCCCCGUUUGAAGAACACCUCUUCUCCCUUUUCUUCCCAAAGUAACCUAUUUUUGCCGUUAAAAACCCCAGAAGACCGUGAGAUCGCUCGGCAGAACUUUGAAAGGAUGUUUGCAAUCGCUGUAAAGUACAAUAACCAUUUUUUGGCAGGAAAGCUAAGCGCGGCAUAUCGAAAGUGCGUGGAUCCCACUUGGGAUCACGUUAAUGAUAGUCAAGAAGAACCUCAGGUCGGUGAUAGUCACAAGGAUACGCAUAAUGAUAGUUGACAAAGCGUUCUGGGGAAUAAAGAAUAUUAGCCAUUCCGCAAAAGGACUCUUGAAAAAAGAAAUAUCUUGGGAAAGGAUUCGGAUUUCUGUGCUUGCUUUUUGUUUGAAUUUUUCUUUGAAAAAACUGUCGAGUGAGACAUCAAAGGUUCUUGAACCGAUAAAAAACAAUUGCUAAUAGUUAUCAGAGAAAAUAUGUAAACAGAAAAGACUAUCACAAAA